AUGUCAACGAAAGCUGUUCAUCUGGAGGUGGUGUCGCCAUUGGAAGCUGGUGCACUUCUAGCAGCUCUCGACCGUUUUAUCACACGAAGAGGAAAGCCAGUGUACCUAUACUCCGACUGUGUUAUAAACUCUGUAGGAGCCUCGAGAAAAUUAAAGGAGAUAAUGAUUGUAAGGACUUUACUGAUAGCCUACCUAAUUGGUUUAGUCAGAUCAGAUGAACUUGAUAAUCUUGUAGAGGAUGUACUCGGGAAGCCAAAAGACGAAUCUUGUACUUGUGUAGCACUAUUGAGCCCAAUUCUUCAAGAUGAUGACCAAGAGCAAUUGAAAUACAUUUGUGGAGGAGCACUUAUCCAUAAAAAAGUAGUUUUAACCACAGCUCAUUGCACCACGAAGAAAAAUAAUGAUUCUUACAUGAUAGCUAGAGCAGGUGAAUGGGACACUCAAAGAAUAAAUGAAAUUUUUUCUUAUCAGGACAGGAUGGUUGAUCAAAUCAUAAUUCAUCCAGAAUUUAAUGGUGGAAAUUUAUGGAACGACUUUGCUUUGUUAGUGGUUGAUAAACCAUAUGAAUUUGCACCAAAUGUAGACAUACUCUGCUUACCUCCUCCAAGAUUUAGUAGUAUAGAUGUAACCACGCUUGAUACCAGUGACCUGCGGCUGCGCCUGGGUCCUUCAACAUUUGGUAUUAGUCGGGACAGAGCUCAGGUCACUCCAGACGCCUUUUCAAUCACUCGCUGGAUAUACACCUUGAACCUGAGCCUUUCAUCAAUUCUUACCCCGAGGUAUCUCAAGAAUGGCUUAGACCUUAUCUCUUGUCAAAAAGAUGAAUAUCAAGUAAUUCUCAAGAAAAUUGAUCUGCCAAUGGUACCUAAUGAUCAAUGUGUCACUCUCCUCCGCCAAACAAGGCUAGGUCAACACUUUGGAUUGCAUGAAAGCUUCGUUUGUGCUGGAGGAAUAGUUGGAAAAGAUACUUGUACGGGAGAUGGAGGAAGUCCUCUAGUUUGCCCAGUUGAAGGCAAUCCAGGAACAUAUCAAGCAAUUGGUUUAGUUGCUUGGGGAAUCGGUUGCGGAGGUGUAACUCCAGGAGUAUAUGCUGGUGUAGCAUAUGCUCGCCCUUGGAUUGAUAUGAACAUGAGAGAACUUGGUCUCUCUAUAUAAAAAAAAUGAUAAAAGUUUAAUGACAUGAUAAGGAAAUGAUGAUAAAAAAAAUGAGAAGUGAUCAAAGGUUGGCCUGAUCAAGGGAGAUUCUCCUUAGAUUUUUUUUUUUAUAAUAAUGUUUAAGGAAUCAGGAGCUAGCUGAAGAUGUAGCUAACUACACAGCUUUCAGUUUAUAUGAACAGCAUAAAUUUAAAUUAUAUCACUUUUCAUCAAAAAUAUUUUAUAAUUUGUUUUGAAAUAUAGUUUAAAAUAAUUACAUCUAAAAAUAUAAGAAAUAUAUAAACAUAAUUGUUGCAUUAUUUUUAAAUAUUUUGUUUAAAAAAAUUAAUUAGGAUAUAUUUAAUUAACAUGCAUUUAUUUUUAAGAAGCCAUUAAAAAUGCAACAUCUCAGUAUUCAGAUUUUUUUUUUUAACUUUUUGGAUUGUAAAUUUAACAGGAUUGUACUGCAGAGAGACCAUAUUAUCUAGAAAAUUAUAAAAUACCCAAAUAUGAAAAAUAGUUAUAUUACAAAAUUGUAAAUUUCUUCUUCUUCUUCUUAAUCAAUUCCUCUUCUACCGCUAGAUCAGUGUAGAGGAUCCUGUUUAUAGAGCUUGAUCCAUUUAUCUCAUUCCCACACCAGCUGACUGCGUCUAUUCCAAUUCAUUCCUCUCCUAUCGAAAUCCUCCCUGACUGAACCUUCCCAGGUCUUUCUGGGCCUUCCUCUCGGCAUUCUUCCUUCCACUUCUAUUUCAUAUAUAGUUUUGGCCAUUCUUCCCUCCUGCAUUCUUUUGACAUGGCCAAACCAGCAUAGCCUGUUUUCCUCAAUAGUGUUUUCUGCUGGUUUUAUUCCCAAAUUGCUUCUUAUUGUUGUAUUCCUAAUUUUGUCCCUCCUAGUUUUCCCCUCUAUUCUCCUCAGAAAUCGCUUUUCCAAUGCUUGGAUAUUGUUUUUAUGUUUUGAGGUUAUAGUCCAGUAUUCACUGCCGUAAGUCAGUGUGGGGACAAAUGUAUUUCUAUACACCGUCUUCUUGACAUUUUUUGAGACUUCUCUCUUUGCUAAGAAGCCUGUUUUUAGUAAAUGGAAGCAUUUGCUGGCCAGUUUUAUUCUUUCUCUGAUUUCACCAUCUAUCCAACCGUUCUCAUUUAGGUGGGCUCCCAGAUACUUCAAAUUUUUGAUGUGCUCCAGUUCCUCCCCUUUCAAUCGAAGUAUUCGAUCUCCCCUCUCUUCUCCUCAUCCUAUCCUCAUAAUUUUUGUCUUGUGGUUGUUUAUUUCCAGGUUGAACCAUUCUAACUCUUCCUGUAGGAUUCGGAGGUUGUAUUGGAGGUUUCUUCCAUUGUUCCCGAAUACCACGAUAUCGUCGGCAUAUGCCAGAAGUGUGAGAUGAACUGGUCGUAGCUCUCUGUGGUCCAACCUAAAAGGUCUCAUUCUUUCCUUAGCUCUCUUCAGUGCCAUGUUGAGCACUAUUAUAAACAAUAAAGGGCUUAGACUACAGCCCUGCCUUAUUCCUUGGGUGCUCUGAAACUCUCUAGAGGUAUGGUUAUUGGUUCUGACCAGGCUUAUUCUAUUUUUAUAUAGGCUAAGAAUGGCCCUCGCUAGGCCUGGAUUGACUUCAUGCUCAUUCAGUGCUCUGUCUAUGUCCGUUUUUCUGACCUUAUCGAAUGCUUGGAUUAGGUCCACAAAGCAGGUAUAUACCUCUUUAUUCUUUUCCACGAGCUUUUCCGAGAGCUGCCUCAUUACGAAUAUUAGGUCUUGGGUAAUUCUUUGUGGUCUGAAGCUGUAUUGUUCUUGUAAAAUUGUAAAUUUAUAAAUUAUAAAGUUAUUUUUUAUUAUUAUAUUAUAUCAAGAAAAUGUAUUGAAAUCACUGCUCUUAAUGUAAAUAUAUAUUGUAUAUUUUAACUAACUUUAAAUAUAAUAAAAAAAAAAAAUUACAAUUUCUAAAUGUUUAUAACCAAUAUUGAGUGAAAUGUUUGGAAAAAAUUUGUUCUCAUUUUCGUUGUACUCACUAAUCAAUGUAAAUCAAAUAAAAUUCUUAUCAAUUAAUGAAUAACUUCAA
Nezara viridula (southern green stink bug) is the source of this 3185-nucleotide messenger RNA. The record is from the annotation of a GenBank genome assembly. Lineage: Eukaryota; Metazoa; Arthropoda; Insecta; Hemiptera; Pentatomidae.